CAUCCACGUGUGUUUGGACAUCUUCAAAAGGAUAGUUAUCUAACACUUUUGGGAUUUUAUAGAAGAUUUUCUCGCGUAAUUGAGAACAAAAGUUUUUCAAGUAGAUUAAAGUUUAGCUCACAAGAUUAAAUGGGAGCUCUCACUAUUUUACUCAUCAUUGCCACGACAUUUAGUCCAUUGUUUGGUAAGAAGGAAGAAAAGGAGGUGGCAAAAUUUGAGAUGGACAUACCAGGUCUAAUCGAUAUAUUUUCAGCUGCCAAACGCGAACUAGAACGUUCCAAACUCAUGGAAAUGUUUAGUAAAAACCAAAUAGCACAGAAUAUUCUUCAACAGGUAAAGGAGUAUGCAGAAACUAAUCCAGGGAAGACAACUGCAACUCGAAGAACUCUAUGGAAAGCCAAUUUGAGGACCAUCCCAAGAACUGAACAGAAGCUAGAAGCUGCUAGAAGAGGCCGUUAUAGUGGUCAUAUAAAGCAGGUGUUGAAGAAACUAGACAGACAAUUUAAUAACAAUAAACAUUGUCAAGAAACCUGGCUGUAUAAUUUCUUAUCAUAA
Messenger RNA from Spodoptera litura, 555 nucleotides. The record is from RefSeq and is a predicted model, not a curated record. NCBI's taxonomy places the organism in Eukaryota, Metazoa, Arthropoda, Insecta, Lepidoptera, Noctuidae.